Messenger RNA from Motacilla alba alba, 3530 nucleotides. RefSeq names its product cAMP-specific 3',5'-cyclic phosphodiesterase 4C-like. Gene Ontology annotation, cellular component: perinuclear region of cytoplasm; cytosol; nucleus. Gene Ontology annotation, molecular function: 3',5'-cyclic-AMP phosphodiesterase activity. Gene Ontology annotation, biological process: signal transduction. NCBI's taxonomy places the organism in Eukaryota, Metazoa, Chordata, Aves, Passeriformes, Motacillidae. The coding region runs from base 10 to 2808 and encodes 932 amino acids. The transcript has 15 exons. The record is from RefSeq and is a predicted model, not a curated record.
GGUGGCACCAUGGCACGGCCACACCGCGUGCCCAGGGUGUUCCAGACUCACUUGUGUCCCUCGGUGACACCGUGUCACGGCCACACCGCGUGCCCAGGAUGCUCAGUGCUCAGCUGUGUCCCUCAGUGGCACCAUGUCACAGCCACACCGCGUGUCCGGGAUGCUCCAGACUCACUUGUGUCCCUCGGUGGCACCGUGUCACAGCCACACCGCGUGUCCGGGAUGCUCCGUGCUCAGCUGUGUCCCUCGGUGGCACCGUGGCACGUCCUCUCCGUACCUCUGGCUCCCUGGGGGCUUCGUGGGGCGUUUUUCCGUGUCUCCGGGCAGAGCCACCCCUGCCCUUUCAGGAGCAGCUGCCGCCUCGGGGACAGCAGGGUGGCCGGUGGCACCGGGCCAGCGAGGGCCCACGUGCCCGGGCCGCCAGGCACACCGGGGGGGGACCGGCUCCGUGCGCCGGCUGCCGGAGCCAGACAGUUGUUUAAUUUCCCAGGCGCAGGGCGGGAGGGGGAUGGAAAGUUUCCCGGGGCUGCCGGGGCCGGGCCGGCCGCACGCUUCCUGCUCCGCACCGGGGGCCGCGGGGCCUCGCCGGCCCGGGGGUCCCUGAGCCGGGCCAUGCUGCCCAGCACGCACUGCUCGCCGGGGGCUUCUCCGGCCACGUCCCCCCGCAGCUCCCCCCGCAAUUCUCCCGUCCUCUUCAGGAAGCUCCUGAUGAACCAGAGCAUCCGCCUGCAGCGGCGCUUCACCGUGGCGCAUCCCCUCUGCUUUGACCUGGAGAAUGGCCCCCCCGGCCGGGGCGCGCUGGACCCCCAGGCCAGCCCGGGCGCGGGGCUGGUGCUGCAGGGCACCUUCUCGCACGGCCAGCGCCGCGAGUCCUUCCUCUACCGCUCCGACAGCGACUACGACCUGUCCCCAAAAGCCAUGUCCCGCAACUCCUCCAUCGCCAGCGACCUGCACGGAGAAGACAUGAUCGUCACACCCUUUGCCCAGGUCCUGGCCAGCCUCCGCACCGUCCGCAGCAACCUGACCCACCUGCAGGACCGCGCUGGCAUCAAGCGAGGAUCGAGCAGCAGCCUGCCCUCGGGGAGCAAGGCCAGCCUCUCGGCAGAAGAUGCCCACCAGAAGCUGUCGAGGGAGACCCUGGAGGAGCUGGAUUGGUGCUUGGACCAGCUGGAGACGCUGCAGACCCGGCACUCGGUCAGCGAGAUGGCCUCCAACAAGUUCAAGCGGAUGCUGAACCGGGAGCUGUCGCACCUCUCGGAGACCAGCCGCUCCGGGAACCAGGUGUCCGAGUACAUCUCCAGCACCUUCCUGGACAAGCAGCACGAGGUGGAGAUCCCCUCGGCGCUGGCAAAGGACAAGGAGAAGGAGCGGAGGAAGCGCCCCAUGUCCCAGAUCAGCGGCGUCAGGAAGCUCAAGCACAGCUCCAGCCUGGCCGCCGCCGGCAUCCCGCGCUUCGGGGUGCGCACGCGGCACGAGGCGCUGCUGGCCAAGGAGCUGGAGGACACCAACAAGUGGGGGCUCGACGUGUUCAAAGUGGCCGAGUACUCGGGGAACCGCCCGCUGACCGUCAUCAUGUACAGCAUCUUCCAGGAGCGUGACCUGAUGAAGACCUUCCGCAUCCCCGUCAACACCUUCAUCACCUACAUGCUGACGCUGGAGGAUCACUACCACGCCGACGUGGCCUACCACAACAACCUGCACGCCGCCGACGUGGCGCAGUCCACGCACGUCCUGCUCUCCACGCCGGCGCUGGAGGCUGUCUUCACGGAUCUGGAGAUCAUGGCUGCCAUCUUUGCCAGCGCCAUCCACGACGUUGACCACCCCGGGGUCUCCAACCAGUUCCUCAUCAACACCAACUCAGAGCUGGCCCUGAUGUACAACGACGCCUCGGUGCUGGAGAAUCACCACCUGGCCGUGGGCUUCAAGCUCCUGCAGGAGGAGAACUGCGACAUCUUCCAGAACCUGAGCAGGAAGCAGAGGCAGACGCUCCGUAAAAUGGUCAUCGACAUGGUGUUGGCCACGGACAUGUCCAAGCACAUGAACCUGCUGGCGGAUCUGAAAACCAUGGUGGAGACCAAGAAGGUGACCAGCCUGGGUGUGCUGCUGCUGGACAACUACUCUGACCGGAUCCAGGUCCUGCAGAACAUGGUGCACUGCGCCGACCUCAGCAACCCCACGAAGCCGCUGGAGCUGUACCGGCAGUGGACCGACCGCAUCAUGGUGGAGUUCUUCCACCAAGGCGACCGGGAGCGGGAGAAGGGCAUGGAGAUCAGCCCCAUGUGCGACAAGCACACCGCCUCCGUGGAGAAAUCCCAGGUGGGAUUCAUCGACUUCAUCGCCCACCCGCUGUGGGAGACCUGGGCCGACCUGGUGCACCCCGACGCCCAGGAGCUGCUGGACACGCUGGAGGACAACCGCGAGUGGUACCAGAGCAUGAUCCCGCGCAGCCCGUCCCCUCCGCCCCAGGCAGCCGCCGUGUCCCCCGCCACCGCCGACAAGUUCCAGUUCGAGCUGACGCUGGAGGAGGAGGAGGAGGAGGAGGGUGAGUCGGACACGGAGCUGGAGGGGGCCGAGAGCCCCUUGGACGAGGACAACAGCGGCUCCAAGACACCGGGCACGGAUGACUCGGAGUCUGCCGACACCAAGCGCCUGUCCCCCGGCCCCGGGGACCGGGACUCGCCCGUGGCCCGCCCCAGGGACGUGGACAACCGGCAGGCCACCGGGUGCUCCGUGCCAGGGCCCGAGGGCAGCCAGGGGCUGUGCCUGGACACGGAGGGAAAUGUCACAUUCCUGUCCCUGGGCACGUAGCGGCACCGGCCCAGCGCGGGUCCCCUCGCUGACGGGGGGACGUGGGACCGGGCACUGCCCCGAGCAGCGCUGGGGACAGUGGGGAGCCGGCACUGGGGAGCCCCGGCGCUGCAGGGACUCGGAGGCGCCCGGGAUGUGUCCCCGUUUGGGAGCUGGGCAGGUCCUGACAGGUACGAGGACGCUGCUGGCCUUCUCCCUGGGAAAGGUCCCUGUCCCCUUCAGACAGGGCGUGGGGACACGCUGCUCCGGGCCCGGCCCAGCCCUGGGGACAUCACACCCCGCAGGGCCGCGGGAAGGAGCAUUCCAGCACCUUCCAGGUGUCCCCCGGCAGGACGGCAGCCCCACGGUGGGCAGAGGGUGCUGGCGACACCCCCGGCACGAGGCACCCCCAGGCACCGGCGCACGGCACGGGCACGGCUCGGCGGUUUAUUUAUUUGGGGAUAGGUUCACUUUUUAAAGCCUUUUGUAGCUCACUUUUUACUACCAGCCUCCCCGAGGCUCACACGCGUUUUCGGGGCAGGAGAGACGCACUUUUGAGGAGGAAACUUGCAUUUCUAGCCUGCGAUCACUCCAAACGCCAUUUGUAUUUCACAUUUCGGACCCUGGCGGGUGCUGCCACCACCCUCCCGCCCCCCCAUCUCCGUUAUCCUGCCUGGGGCAGGGUCCUUUGGGAUUCUUCCUUCACCUUCCAGAGAUUAAACCCGGUUUGUUCCACCCUAAAC